Scylla paramamosain (green mud crab) is the source of this 3558-nucleotide messenger RNA. RefSeq names its product fibrocystin-L-like. The transcript has 19 exons. Bases 1 to 3558 code for a protein of 1185 amino acids. Lineage: Eukaryota; Metazoa; Arthropoda; Malacostraca; Decapoda; Portunidae. The record is from RefSeq and is a predicted model, not a curated record.
AUGGCAUUGCCAUGCCACCACAGCAUCACUGCACCUCACCACACCACCACACCUCACCACGCCUCACCACACCUCACCUGCAGGGGCAUAACAGUGACAGACAUCGCAGGGUACAGCAGUGAGGGCCGUGUGGUGGUGGUGCCGCAGGUGUCCUCCCUCAGUCCCCUGGAAGGCUCCCUGUGUGGCAGCACCCUGCUCACCAUCAGUGUAAGUGGUCUGCAAGGUCUGGUUGCCUCUCCUGUGGUGCUGGUGGGGGGCCAGACCUGUGUGGUGCAGAGUGUCUCCUCCACCACAGUCACCUGCCUCACUCCACCCUCCACCUCUGCCACCGUGGCCACCUUCACUCUGACUGUGGCCGGUGUGCCGGCCAAGAUGGACACCCUUACCUUCACCUACAGUGAGGCACUCACCCCUGUGGUCACCAGCAUGGCAGUGCAGGGCGAGGAAGUGACAUUGUCUGGCCACAACUUUGGCAUCGGUCCCCCAUGGCUGCCGAGAGGUGCCUCAGGAGGAGGAGAAGGAAGACUUGAUGGUGGAAGAAAGGGAAGAGUGGUGGUGGUGGUGCUGAAGGAUGAGGUUGAGGACUUCCUGGGUGUGGAGGCGGGUGAUGAGAUGGACUGCCUGGUGGAGACAGUGGCCGAGGAUGAGGAUAACGUGCUCAGUGGUAAGUACCUGCAUGGCCUGGGGCAGAAGGCGAGGCUGUCCCUGGUGGAUGUGCUGGAGGCCCCUCGGGGCUUCUGGGGUAGCUUCACUGGCACCAGGGCAGCCACCUUUGAGGAGACGGUGCAGCUGGGUGCCUGGCGCAUGGCUGGCAUUGGCCCUCUUCCCCACAUACUGGACCACAACCCCCAGGAGAGACACCCACAACAGAGUCACUCAACAGAGGACCAUCCCACCUCCUACUCCUGCACCAUCACCUCUCUCACCCCCACCAAAGUGUCCUGCACAGCAGCCGGCCUGUCCGCAGGCUCCUACAGACCCAUGGUGACCAUGGCUGGGGCUAGGGCAGUUAUGGGCAACAAGGUGACCUCCACUACCCUGCCCAUGGCCUCUGCCCUAACACCUCAGUCCGGCAGCAUCAACGGAGGUGCGGUGCUGGUGGGGAACAGCUCGGGGUUCAUUCCCGGGUACAUGAUGGUGGUGGUUGGUGGUGCUGAGUGCCCCAUGCUGCAGGAGAGUGCCAACACCAUCUCCUGCCGCCUGCCACCUGGCAUUGAGGGGGAGGCAGCGGUGGUGGUCAGUGUGGCCUGCAGUGAGAAUGUGAUGGCUGCCAAAGCAUUCACCUACGCUGCAGCCGUCACCCCCAUGCUUCUCUCUGUCACGCCCUCUACUGAUUUGGUGAGCAGCACCACCCUCACACUGGAUGGCACUGGCUUCACUCUGUCCGGGGGCACCCCUGAGGUCACCGUGGGGGGCAAAAGGUGUGGCCUGGUCUCCCCUGCUUCCCCCACCUCCCUCCAGUGCAUCGUCCCAGCACUUGGAGGAGGGAAACAUGAGGUGGUUGUGAGGGAUGCAGUGUAUGGAGACUCCAACAACUUGUCCAUCUCCCUCAUCUUCUCUCUCACCUCACUCACUCCCUCCUCAGGGAGCUUUGGGGGUGCUAGGAUCAUGCUGGCAGGUCAGGGCUUUGACCCGGAUGGCGGCUCCUUGGUGACCUUGUGUGACCUGCCCUGUGACCUUGUGAGCAGCGACAGCACCACAGCCAUAACCUGUGUGGCACCAGCCCUGCCCCACAGUGAGGCGGAUGUGACAUGUGAUGUGGUGGUGAGCAGCCCGAAUGGUUUGUCUGCCAGUCUGCUGGGUGGCUUCACUUACCAACUGGCUCUCACACUCUCCCUCACUGGCCUGGAGCCCCAGCGAGGCGGCACUGCUGGCGGCACCUCCCUCACCCUCACUGGCACUGGCUUUGGGUUGAGCGGCAAUAAGGUGACCAUUGGUGGGUCAGAGUGCAAGGUGACCCAAGAGGGUCCGACCAGCAUCACCUGCAUCACUGAGGCUCACCAAGGGUCGGGUCAAUUCCAGGUCAAGGUCACUGCCCCUGGGAAAGGCUUGGCAGCAGCUGUAUUGGCGGUGCGUGAUGGGACGCUGGACCUUCAUGGCCGUCACGUCCCCAUCACCUGGACCCACCUGGCACACACGGCCUCCCUUGGGGACACCAACCUCACCCUGUCCCUGCCCGUCGCCUUGAGGCAGGGUGACCAGGUUGUUAUUGCCACCACAGAGAACAGGUUCUACAUGAAGGAGAACGAGGUGAGGACCAUCGCAUCAGUCUCUGAGGAUGGCCUGGAGGUCACACUGACAGAGGCACUGGAGCACACCCACCUCUCCGUCACCCAGACUCUUGGGGGACACACAGUGGAGACACGUGCAGAGGUGGGACUCCUCACCCACAAUGUCAAGAUCCAGGGAAAUGUUGGCACCGACUUCAGUGCGGCUAUUGAGGGCUGUGACACUGCUUUUAGGCCUGACCAGCACGCCACCCAGUCAAGUUUCAAUGGUCGACAUGGAGACGAGAUUGGCGGUGACCAAUUUGGCGCCACCGUGAUACUGUCUGGAAAAUUCCCUGACCUGGAAUUGGUGAUGGGACGCAUUGAGUACGUGGAGGUGACCAAGACUGGUCAGGCAUUCCAACUUGGGUGGUACCCACUCCACUUCCACCUGGCUGGGGACAUGGGUGGUUCGUACAUCCGCGGGUGCUCCAUCCACCACACCUACAACCGCGCAGUGACAAUGCACUCAACAAACAACCUGCUGGUGGAGCAUAAUGUGGCGUACAACAACAUGGGUCACGCUAUCUUCACAGAGGAUGGGGUGGAGCAGAACAGUGUGGUGCAGUACAACCUUGCAGUCUACACAGGACCUCCUCUUCCCUUCUUAAUGUGGAUGCUGGACCACCACCCCUCGGGCCCAUCCACCACCAACAUCUACUGCCAGAACACUGAAAAGAUGGGACUCUUCUUCAAUAACACUGCACAUUCCAUGGGAAGGUAUGGUCUGUGGGUGUUCUCCAAUCAAGGAUAUCACCCAAAGUCCAACAUCUGUGGAGGCAGGGAUGUGGCUGGCAUGGAGAUGGUGUCUGUGAAGGGAGGGUUCGGACAGGAUGACAGCCCUGGCAUCUUCAAUUCCCUGGUGGUGUGUCACUCGGCCCUCAACUCCAGUGCCUGCACCUCAGGAACCAGUGGUAUUGUGGCGCCCAAGACCCAGAUCUUUAGUAUCUCCAAUGUCACAUUUGUUAACUUUGAUGAGGGUGGAAGUGCUGCGCUGUCUGGCUGUUCUCAGUGCAGGAACUACCAGGGAGGCUACAGGGCCCAGGUUAAGGGUCUGGCCUUUGAGAAUUCACCCAACAAGACACCAUUCUGUCUCCCACAUCAAAUCAGGUUUCAGUGGGAACACGAGACAAUCUGGAUAGACGCUGAUGGCUCUCUGACGGGCGAACCGGAGGCGAAUGUUGUUCCCACAAUGGGCAUCUUACCAACUGAUUCCUGCACUCAAGAAGCAGCAUUCUCUGUCACCAAGAAUAAGCAGACUGGCAGAGGGUCUGUGGACUGCCACUUAUAG